This is a messenger RNA of Microplitis demolitor, 2725 nucleotides long. RefSeq lists its product as uncharacterized. NCBI's taxonomy places the organism in Eukaryota, Metazoa, Arthropoda, Insecta, Hymenoptera, Braconidae. Gene Ontology annotation, biological process: regulation of DNA-templated transcription. The transcript has 7 exons. The record is from RefSeq and is a predicted model, not a curated record. Gene Ontology annotation, molecular function: protein binding. The coding region runs from base 469 to 1869 and encodes 466 amino acids.
UAGGACUCUCACUGACGGUUAAACUGUCCGCGGUGGUCCAUUAGACGGUCGGUCAUGUCUUUAUUUUAAUUUAUUAUACAUUUUAUUUAUAGUGACCAUCUAGAUUUUAUAUACUUUGUAUACAAAUACAUUUUUUUAUAUAUUUAUUUCGAGUAUUGAGCCAGUGAUUGCUCAGUGACAGUGCCAGCUUAAAUAUUUUUGUGUUUCGCGGGUUUUUUAUUUCAAAUUUAUUUUUGUUUAUUUUAUUUAAUGUGAGGUGAUUAUAAUUUUCUAACACCAAUAAUUAUUUUUAUUUUAUAUUAUAUUAUAAAUAAGUCCAAGGAUUAUGGACGAAAUUUGUGCAUGUGCGUGGAGAUAUAAAUUUUGUUAAUUUAUUUUUGAAUUUCGUGAUUCCAGUUCCUGUCAAUUUAUUGAGUUUCUCGACAUUGGCAGAGAAGGAGCAAGAGGAAGAGGAGUGGAGAGAAUAAGAUGGUGUCGAGGCGAAAAAUUCUCUCUCGCUCGCGGGACAACCUCGCUGAUUCCCAGUACGAUGAUCAGGAAGAGGAGGACGUUUGGUAUAAUUUAGAUAAGUUGUACAAGGAUCACAUACAAGAAGUCCUGGACAAGUGGAACCAGAUAGACGACGAAAUAUGGGCUAAAGUAAUUGUCUUCGAAAGAAACAGACGAGUAGCAAAAGCCUAUGCAAGAGCACCCGUUCUCACGGUCAACGGCUCCAACGACGGCUUCGACGGUUUUAGGAUAGGCCUCUGCGGCUUCGACAAUCCCAUGAGGGAUCCUAAGACAGAAGAGGCCAAGAGACACAUAAACCAGGGGGUAAAAAUAAAAAUGGACGAUCAGGGAAAUAUCCUUAUCAAGAGACUGUGCAAAAGCAACGUUUACAUAAAGACUACACACCCCGAAGACAAUGCCGUGGGCGCGGAGAUACUAAGAAAUUCUCAAGGCGCACUGGAGCAUGAAAAGCCUGGAAAAAUAUUUGAUAUGAACAAAUAUCAGACAAAUUUGUCACGUGAAACAAGACGCGCGUAUCCAGAUCGUAAAAGACUUGAAAAACAGUGUCUCAGUGCGAUUGUAUUCGUCAGAACUGAACCUGAUUUACUGCAGUGUCCUGUUUGGGUUUUGAUUGUCAAUGUUGUUGGUCUGGAUAUGCUCAAGUCUAAAUUACCCCCAAUACUAGCACUGCAGAGGCCCGUGGACAUAAAGAACCGCCCGAGAAUCCCAAUACCUGAUGAAGAUCCUUACAGUGUCGCUGGCGUGGCAUCAUCUUCUGGACCAGGAGAAUCACGGGACGCCGUCAGAGAUCCACGACACGAACAAAUUUACGGUCAGUCAUCGGGUUAUCAUCCGCGACGUGCUGAAAAACCGCCGAAACUUCCUCCACGUGAGAAUCUCUACGGCCAAAGCAUUCCUAAGCCUGACUAUGACGACAUUGAAGACGAUUACGGCAGCAAUGUUGUCAGACCGCUGAUAGUUACCGAGGAUGCUAAAAAAAAUAAAAAGAACGACAGUAAAAAGUACGACGAUCCUUAUUACUGUGGUUUGAGAGCACGUGUACCAAAUUUUGUUAAAAUGGCUAAAAACAGCCAAGUAAAAAUACUUCCGGCUUAUGGAACAGGCAGACCGCAACCGGCACCAGCCUCUGCGUACGUCGGUUACAACAGUAGUCAGUCACAGUCCUCACAUAUUUAUGCGAGUCACGCACAAAACAAACGACCACCUAUUAUGUAUCACGCCCGAAGCUUCGAGAGUGGCUUAGACUCAGACGAUCGAAUAGACUCGCCUUAUAAUCACAUUUACGGACGUUUACCCAUUCCAACACGCGGUGUUAUACCACCAACACCCCGCGGUAUGUACAUCGGCGAGUGGGAUUAAAUUAUUUAACUAAUAACUAUUAAGUACAUCUCUCUACACCGUUAUAUCUUUUUUUUUUUUCUUUUUUUUUUGUACCUACAAUCUUGUAUAUUGUUCAUAUACCACAUAAAUACUCAUAUUUUUUAUGCCACCUUAAUUGUUUAUUAAUUCCCGGUUUAAAUCCAAUUUACUCAACUAUUAAUUAUUAAUUAAUUUAGUUAAUUAUUAUUAUUAUUUUAAUAUUAAUAAAUAAAUAUAUUAAAAAAAUAUACAGAUAAUAACAAAAGACUUAUAUUUGUGCAUUUUAAUCUGUAUUCACCAUGACUUAUUUUUUAUCAUCGUUCAACGUUAUAAAAAUUCACAUGUAUAUAUAUUUAGUAUUGAUGAAAAUACAUAGCACGUAUUUAAUACGAGUAAUCUGUACGAAUGAUAAAAAAUUCCUGAGGCCUUAAAUAUGAUAAUAAAUGCAUCUAAAGACCGGAACGUUUUUCGCGCAAAGAAAAUUCAAAAAUUUAUGUAAUUUGACAGCUUAAAGAGUAGGUCCGGAAGAUGGGAGUGGCCGAGGAUUUUCGGCUGACAUGCCAGCAUCUACAUGCGAAAUAUUUUAGAAAUUUCGCCAUCUAGUAGAUUUUUUCACUUUCUAAUUUCUUUCGUUGCACGGAAAACGUUCCGAUCUUCAGAUCCAUGAUAAUAAAAUAUAAUAAAAAAUGUUAUGUAUAUUAUUGGAAUUUCAUUGGAAAUGGAUUUGAUUAUUAAUAAUAAUAUUUUUAAAAAAAUUAAAAUAUCUUUUAAAUGUGAAAAUUGUGUAAAGAAUAUGAUCAUGAUCACUGUUACUUUAAGUUUGAAGUAAUUAGAUGAAUAAAAAAAAUAAAAUUUA